Molecule: messenger RNA, 1942 nt
Organism: Phlebotomus papatasi
Lineage: Eukaryota; Metazoa; Arthropoda; Insecta; Diptera; Psychodidae
Product: probable cytochrome P450 6a21
Exons: 2
Coding region: 84-1592 (502 amino acids)
Molecular function (GO): iron ion binding; monooxygenase activity; heme binding
Source: RefSeq, a predicted model, not a curated record
AAUUAUUCUGCCAGUGACCGUGAAACCAAAAAGUGCUGCGAAGAAAAAUAAAUAAAUAAAAAACAUACUCAAAACGUUUAAAAAUGAUUCUUAAUUUAAUUUUUGUGACUAUUGUGAGCGUAAUAGUGUCAGGUUAUUUUUACGUGAAAAAUAAAUAUAGGUACUGGGAAGAUAGAGGUGUUCCGUAUGUCAAACCCAAAUUUCCAUUUGGAAUAUUGAAGGGUAUGGGAAGCGAUCGACAUCCAUCUCAAAUCUUCUCAGACGCUUAUAAGGAACUCAAAGGCAAAGGACCUUUUGGCGGUGUGCAUUUCUUCGUUCGACCAGUUGUUCUUCCAACUGAUUUGGAUUUUUUAAGGCAUAUUUUUGUGAAGGAUUUCCAGUAUUUCCAUGAUCGUGGAGUUUAUAUUAAUGAAAGAGAUGACCCUCUCUCUGGUCACCUGUUUUCACUAACUGGACAGAGAUGGAAAAAUUUGAGGAACAAACUGAGCCCUACAUUCACCUCGGGAAAAAUGAAGAUGAUGCACAACACAAUUAUCGCAGUUGCAAAGGAAUUCCAGAACUAUUUGGAGCCAAUGGCCAAAAAUAAUCAAGAGAUUGAAAUUAAAGAUAUUUUGUCUCGAUUCACCACAGAUAUUAUAGGAAAUUGUGCUUUUGGAAUUGAAUGCAACAGUUUGAAAGAACCUGAUACGGAAUUCCGAAGAAUUGGGAAGAAAGUUUUUGAAUUUACACCAUUUGAGUUUCUUCGUAUGUUCUUUUUGGCCAUGUUCCCUGAUCUUGGUCGAACAUUGAGGAUGAAAUUCAAUAAACCUGAAGUUUCUGAGUUCUUCAUGAGACUCCUCAGGGAGACUACUGAAUACAGACAGAAGAAUAAUAUAAAACGAAAUGAUUUUCUAUCACUCUUAAUGCAAAUCAUGAACAAGGGAAAACUUGAUGACGACGAUACGGAUUUAGGGAAAAUGACCUUUGAAGAACUUGCGGCUCAAAGUUUUAUAUUCUUCAUUGGAGGAUAUGAAACAUCUUCAUCUACUAUGACAUUUGCACUCUAUGAAUUGGCACAACAUCAGGAUAUUCAGGAUCGAGCCAGAGAAGAGGUGAACAAAGUACUAGAAAAAUACAAUGGGGAAUAUACUUACGAAGCUUGUAUGGAACUUAAGUAUAUUGAUCAAAUUAUAAAAGAGACACUGAGAAAACAUCCCAUAGCUGAAAGCCUUAUAAGAACUUGCAGUCAAGACUAUUCCGUACCUGAUACUAACUACGUGAUUGAAAAAGGGACUUUUGUAUCUAUAUCUGUCUUUGCCAUACAUCGCGAUCCCGAAAUCUAUCCAGAUCCAGAAAAAUUUGAUCCUGAAAGAUUCACCGACGAGAACAUCAAGCAACGACAUCCUUUUGCUUGGCUUCCAUUCGGAGAAGGUCCUAGGAUAUGUGUAGGAAUGAGAUUCGGCAUGAUGCAAACUAGAGUUGGCUUGGCAAGCCUUCUAUCUAAAUACAGGGUAAAGACUUGUCCUAAAACUCCAAUUCCCAUGGUUUACGAUCCUACUAAGAACGUAAUGUCACCAAAAGGAGGAAUGUGGUUGAAAUUGGAAACCGUUUAAGAUACGUUUGUAAAGAUCACAAUGAUGUAAUCACGCUUUCCUUUUAACCUUAUCAACAAAAGAUAUACAAUUACGAAAUCACAUAAAUUUAUAUUUCUGAAUUUUUGUCAAGUAUAAGUUGGUUACUUUAUACAUUUCUAGCGGAGAGAACUUAAGAAAACGUAAGGAAAACAGAGUUGAUGACAAUCAUUAUCUGCCCAAAUUUUGUCUAAUACAGCUGAUGGAAAUUUAUGUGCUUGAAAUACCAAUCCAAUUUGUAUGAGUAUUUAGUAGCGGUAAUGUGUGACCCUUGUAUACAUUUAUUUUGGCUGUAUUUUGGCUGAAAUACAUAAUAAUACUACCAAUAUCAA